Aspergillus japonicus CBS 114.51 is the source of this 900-nucleotide messenger RNA. RefSeq names its product arginase family protein. The transcript has a single exon. Bases 1 to 900 code for a protein of 299 amino acids. Gene Ontology annotation, cellular component: cytosol; cytoplasm; nucleus. Lineage: Eukaryota; Fungi; Ascomycota; Eurotiomycetes; Eurotiales; Aspergillaceae. The record is from RefSeq and is a predicted model, not a curated record. Gene Ontology annotation, molecular function: arginase activity; manganese ion binding.
AUGGCUGCUACGUUGUGCCCCCAAGCAAUCGACAUCAUCUUCUCUCCCUACCACGUCGGCCUGCGCGACCACCGCGUCGGCAACGGACCCCACCGCAUCCUCUCCCUGGGGCUCGAGCAAGACCUCCACCGCCUGGGUGUCGCUUUCCAUCUCAUCGAGAUCCCACCCGUCGACGAGUUCGAAGGCGAGAUAGGGCGCAGCUUCGAGCUCCUGCGCCGGAUUUCCACCGCCGUCAGCCAGUCAGUGGCCAACCGCCGCUUCCCCCUGAUCCUGUCGGGUAACUGCAUGGCCAGCGCCGCGGUCGCCUGUGGGCUGCACGUGGACGACCUGGCCUACGUCUAUUUCGACGCCCACGACGAUCUGGACUCGCCCGACGUGAACGAAAAUGGGUAUCUGGAUGCCAUGGGCCUGUCCAUGCUGCGUGGGGCGAGCUGGAAGACCCUGAUGAACAGCGUGCCGGGGUUCAAGCCGGUGGACCUCAAUCGGCGGUUCUUGUACUGCGGGCUCCGAGAUCAGACCAGUGUGCAGAAGCAGCGGGUGAUCGAGGCGGGCAUGCAGGUCAUCUGGGGGAGCACAGAGAGCAAAGUCGAUUUCGCGACGGAGCUGAAGACCCAGCUGGAGCAACGAGCGUACGGCCAGGUGUUGGUUCAUCUGGAUCUAGAUGUCUUGGAUGACUCGUACGGCAAAGUCAAUGACUACCCAUCUCCAGGUGGCUUAUUUGAAUCGGAUCUGAUCGCUUGCAUGGAACUAAUUCCGCAGAAGACGACCCCUCGGUCGCUGACCGUGUGUUCUUUUGAUCCGGAUGCGGGCGACGGUGACAAGAUUGCUGGGAUUGCAGUUCGAGCAAUUACAGCCCUUGUUCGAUCUCUUUUGGACACAGGAGCUCUAUCCAAGAUCUGA